Molecule: messenger RNA, 2619 nt
Organism: Talaromyces atroroseus
Lineage: Eukaryota; Fungi; Ascomycota; Eurotiomycetes; Eurotiales; Trichocomaceae
Exons: 5
Coding region: 1-2619 (872 amino acids)
Cellular component (GO): fungal-type vacuole membrane
Source: RefSeq, a predicted model, not a curated record
AUGAUAGACGACCCCUCGGCGCCGCUGCUGGGCAGGGCGCCUACGAACUCCAGAGACACUUCUCCGCAUCCCAGCAAACAACACCGUGAAUUUGGAUCAUCAUCCUUUAUCCUAAGCUCUGAAUCCGCCCCUCUUCUUCGCCAUGACGAUUCACGCAGUAUAUCUUAUGGCACGGAAGACCAAAGGAGACCAUCGACAUCGACAUCACGGAGUGCGGUCGAUUCCGAAGAUCCCCCCAGACGACGCCGCCGCCCCUCUUGGCCUAUAAAUAUUGCGGUCUCAUCUCUGAUCGCCGCCGUUCUUUUGACUCUGGUGUUCGGUUUUGCUGCCCCGUCUGCAGUCAAACAAUACGCACAAGAAGCUGCUGUCUUCACGCCUCAAAAGAUCUCGAUUGAUUCAGCCACAUCCGAAGGCGUGUCUGUGAGGAUACAGGGUGAAUUUCUACUAGAUGGCUCGCGAGUCAGUGGAGCCCUCAUUCGUAGCACGGGUCGAUUUGCAACAUGGAUUGCAAGAGAGGUUGAAACUAGCGACGCUCAAGUCGACGUCUAUCUACCAGAGUACGAUAAUGUUCUUCUUAGUCGUGCUUCUUUGCCCGCCGUGAAAGUCAAUAUUCGAGAGGGACACUCAAAUUACAUUAAUAUAUUAGCCGACCUGCAAUCAGGCGAUGUAGAUGGCAUUCGGCAAGUUGCGGAUAAGUGGAUGGGUGGACGACUUACCCAGCUCCGCGUACAAGGUACUGCGAAUGUUGAUAUCAAAUCUGGAAUUUUGAAAUUCGGCAGCCAGAUCAUUACCGCGGAUAAGGUGCUUGAUGGCCAAGAUAUUCCUCAUCUACCGUCUAUCAGUGUAACCAAGCUUAAUGUGCAUGAGAAUCCAUGGAAGCCGCAGGAUCCUGGCAUUGCUGUAGAAGUUGCAGUCAACAUUUCAAAUGACUACGCUCUAUCUCUGGUCAUACCACCUCUGGGUUUUGAUAUCUUCGUCCCGAACUGCAUCCCGACUGAUCCAUACAUCCUGGUUGCUGACAUGACCACAAACGAAGUCAACGUACAGCCUGCAGAGCCCGCCUAUGUUGACGUCAGUGGUAUUGUUCGGCAUCUACCGUCGGAACUAACAGAAGCCUGUCCGGGAAAGAAGGAUUCUCCUCUCGAUUUGAUCAUUUCGGGGUAUCUCAAAGGCCAGAAGACCAUCAUCUACGUUCGCGGCGCGGAUGCACCUUCUUCAUCGACUCCUGCAUGGAUGGUAGAUCUGCUAAAGAGCGUUACUAUCCCGGUACCUGUGACCGGCCAUGAUUUUGGCCAGUUGAUCAAAAAUUUUUCCAUGUCAGAUGUUCAUUUCUCUCUACCAGACCCAUUUGCCGAGCCCGGUUCUCCUGAUGCACAGCCAAAAGUGUCUGCUAUGGUAAAAGUCAUGGUUGAUUUGCCAGAGGAAAUGAAUUUUGACGUGGAUAUCCCCCGGGUGCGGGCAAAUGUCGAUGUCUACUAUCAAGGUGAUAAGUUCGGUGUUCUCGACUUAAGCGAGUGGCAGCCUUCCAAUGCGACCCGUAUCAAUGAUACGGACGGUAGUCGUCCAUUAUUACUGGUUACCUUUGAAAUUAAAGACGGACCGCUACAAGUUACCGACAACGAUGUAUUUUCUGAAGUCGUACAGUCAAUAUUAUUUGGAAGCGAACCAGUCAAUCUGGAUUUACAGGUACUCGUGGACGGAGAAUUAGCAACAACGCUAGGCCAGUUCACCGUACAUGAUAUACCCGCGCAGGGGAGCAUUGAUGUCAAACCCCCAUUCGGAAGCUCCAUUGGAGGCCUGAUUAAACCGAAAAUUGAAACGCUAGAAAUACUGCAUACGACACAUUCGACCGUCUCAUUGAAAGCCACGGUCAACUUUACCAAUCCUAUUCCAUAUUCUGCCACCAUACCUUAUAUUGAUUGCUUGUUGCUCUUUAAUGGAACCGCCCUCGCCCAUGUGACGGGUCGAUCAUUGUCUGUUGUCUCGGGGGACAACGAAGGUGUCUCUAUUGAGGCUUUGUGGAGUCCCUUUGCUUCUAGUGGUGACACUGGGGUUAUCAGGGGCCGCGAGCUUCUUUCGAGCUACGUGUCAGGCUGGAAUACUACAGUAACUCUGCAAGCUCACGAGGGCUCUAUUCCAACAUUGCCUGAUAUCGGAAGGGCACUAUCUAAUAUACAAUUUGACAUCAUGGUUCCGCACUUGGGAGCUCCUGAUGAUGAUGAUGAUGACGACAACGAUAAAAAUGGCAAGCCAUAUUUCAUCAAGGACGCAACGUUGCAUAUCUGGUCAUCCACAGCUGUUUUCACUCUCAUUUCCCCCUUGAGCCACUCGACACUAUACAUCAACAGCAUAGACGCCACAGCAUUAUACAACCACACCGAACCUAUCGGUAGAAUAGACUAUACCAAUUUUCCAUUCGCAGUCCCACCAGGCAUCUCACAAACACCCAAAUUACCGGUUACUCCUGAACUGGGUGGAGUCGGUUAUGAUGCCGUACGAAAAGCUUUGGGAGGCACGCUACUCAUGGACGCCAAAGCCGAGGUUGGCAUUACAUUGGGCGAGUAUUCGACAACGAUAUUUUAUCAGGGGAAAGGAAUUGGUGCCAAGAUUCGGAUUUAG